AUGGUUUCGGUUUUAACAGUUAUCAUACUUAUUAUACCCCUGUGUUUGACACAAGAGCUCUCAAAUAAAGACAUUUUAACCGAUAGACUACAAUUGGCUGCACUCCAAGUCAUUUCAUUUCAUUCAUUCAAUCACUCAUUAAAUGACGAAGACUUUGGACAAGACAUCAGUGGAGACAAUGAAACGACACUCAGAAGAAGUACCCGAUCGGUGGCAUCGGUCUCAAAGAUCCCUCAUUUGGACGCAACUAAUCGACUCAUUCCCGGACCGGAACUCACGAGAGCACAGAAGAUCUCUGAUGUUAUGAUCAAUUUGAAGGACAGAUAUGCUUUCCAACAGUCAUAUCUUCAGAAAGUCUUGGAUUCAUUAAGAUCUGCGGUGAGGCCUAACUCUAAUCGCGUGGUAAUGACAUCAAGCCUUAUAAGAAACCUCACGGUCUUCGGUGGAGUCAACGCCAAACAAAUCAAGACUUUGUCGACAAUUAUUUGGCAAAACUCGAGACUCACUGUCAAUGACCUGAAGUUUCGGUUCAGAGAUUUGGUGACUCUUAUCAAAGCCAUCGAACAGAGAAUUGUAAGACUUUUCCAAACGACUAGUGAUGUUGUGUUGAGGAACAGACACUCUCUUAUCACUGGACACAAGCGGUUUGUCGGACAUAACGAAGUCUCUGCUUUGAACACCACUUCUGUGAUCGUCGGUUCUGUCGGUCGACAAGAUUUGCGUCAAAUAAUGGGUAAUUUAUACCGGAAGAGCAGACCACAAGUCAUACGAGGCAUUAAACAUGUGGUCAAACCUAAUUUCGUCAAACAUUUCCUAAACUAUCGGCUUAUAAACGGAAUUGAUUUAAAUAAACAAAUCGUAACCACAAAUAGCCCUCAAAUUAUAUUCGGUAUAAUUGGUUUCAAUUCUCCAUUGAUUGUCGGCAAACACUUGCAAAUCAAGGGGCGGUUUAAUGGCCUUAAGGUGGAAGACCUGGUUUUCCUUAAUCGACCGGAAGUUGUAUUGUCUCCCAAACUAUUAACUUCGCCUCUAAUAAUAGCAAAUCAAGUCGAUUCAUUGACCAUCGAUGGUCUCAAUCUGCAGAAACUAACCCAAAGUGUUCUCCUCUCUAAUGGAUUUCCGCAAAGAGUUAACUCAAGACUAAUAAUCUUAAAGCCAUUAAACUCUAAGAAUAUAACAGUGAACGGAAUGGUCAAUCACAUUGACAUCUCUCUGAUGGCCUCCCAAUUGGUAUACAAGAACCGGCCGAUUCUGGUGAGAGGCAAAAAGUUCUUCAUUUUGGAUGACUUGCACGUUGAGAACAAUCUCAUUGUUGGCAAACGUUUAGACGGAUUCGCCAUCCCUUCUGAUCUGCUGUUAAGAAAUCGAAAUCAAUUCUUCAUUUUGGAUGACUUGCACGUUGAGAACAAUCUCAUUGUUGGCAAACGUUUAGACGGAUUCGCCAUCCCUUCUGAUCUGCUGUUAAGAAAUCGAAAUCAAGUCAUACGAGGAACAAAAUAUUUUAGAGGACAUACAGUUUUUGAGGGAAGGGUAACCGCUAAUGGUUUCGUCGACGGCUUGCGUUUACCACAAGAUAUAGUAACCCUCACUCGCAAUGAGACAAUUUUUGGACCAAUUGUUUUCCCGCAAAGCAUUGCCGCCAAUCAAGACAUCGAUGCCCGUCGUCUGGUCGAUGGCGUCGACUUAUCUGACUUAAGACAAUACACGAUAAAACUUAACGACAAACUCAUUCAGAGUAACGUUCACUUCCAUAAGACGGUUACUGUGGGCGCCGUUGAUUUGAUAGGCACUGUAAAUGAUAUCAAUUUGGGUCAUCUCAUGAGCGAAGCCAUCUUCACCGACAAUCCCGUCGUCAACAUAACGGGCACUAAAUAUUUCGGAUCACCCGUUCAGAUGAAGCAGUUGUUUGCCGAUCGGGUCAAUGGUGUCAACCUAUUUGAUCUGUUAUCUACCCGUCAAAACGAUGUCGUCUUAACGCCUAAAGUCUUUACAUCUGUCACUUCAAUCAAAUCACUGGAUGUGAAAGGCCUGGUCGGAGGCGCAAACAUCACUGAUCUCUAUAACAACAGAAUAUCUCUAACAAAACCCGAGACUAUAACCGGAACCAAGAAUUUUGUUGAAGAAAUCCAUGUGAGAGGCGGUCUGACUGUCAACAAAAUCGAUGGCAUGACUCCACAAAUUGAUUUUGUCCUCAAGUCGAGGCCUCAACACAUAACCGGCGCAAAGAUAUUCACUAAGACUUUGAAUGCAAAUAAGUUGGUCUCACAAAACCCAACGAGAGUUAAGGGAAGAGUUGACAACAUAUCGGUUAACGAACUCUACUCUCGAGUUAUACCGCUUAACGCCAACAAUACCUUUCCUCUGUCUGUAGUCCUAAUUAAUUGCAACUCAUCUCAUAUCCAAGUCUUCAGGGAUGUGAAUGGACUCAAUAUGACAGACUUUGCACACAAUGUGAUGUCUCUGACCCAACCGCAGGUGGUUUUCGCGCCCAAACAUCUGAGAGGUGAACAAACAUUUUUUCGGAUCGAGACAUCGAAAGGCAUUUCCGGUGUUUCGUUAUCUUAUCUGAAGGCAAAUGCUAUCCAUUUGAACCGAUUGACCCAAAUCAGAGCGCCCAUCACUUUCACACAUCCCGUUGUCUUCAAUAAACCUCUGGCACUGAACGGAGUGCUCAAUGGGAUCAAUACAACCUAUUUAGCCAAUGAUGCCGUCUAUAAGAAUAUAAAUAAUAUCAUUUCGGGACAAAAUGUAUUCAAAUCCGGUUUUCGAGUCAACGGAAACAUUCAUGCCUUCAGCUUCAAUGGCAUGGAUCUCUCAAACGAGUUAUUCACUAAAACUAGAGAUCAUGUAUUGAAACGAAAUGUUCAGUUCACGAGAAAUGUUCACAUAAACGGAGACAUCGGACUGAACGGCAGAAUCAAUGGACUCGAUCUCUCGGAGUUUAAUGAAAGGGUUAUGAAGACAAACACCAGGAAUAUCAUCGCCGGUAACUUAGAACUGAUUGGAUCGACAAAAGUGAUGACAAACAUCAAUAUCGAGGGAAGACUUAAUGGUAUCAAUUUGACUCAUCUCUUCAAUGAUGCCGUUUUCAUGAAUUCAAACCAAGAGAUAACUGGAGUCAAGACCAUUAUAGCUCCCGUCCAUGUGUUGGGACACUUGAACACUACAUCUCUUAAUAAUAUGAAUGUCCCGCACCUGUUGGGAGACAUCGUAUAUAUUAAUAGUAUUAACGAACAGUAUAUCUCUGCUCCCAAAGUCUUCACAAACGAUAUAUCAAUGUUUGGAUUGGCACAGAGUAAUGGUGUGGCCAUUAUGGGUCCAAUAAAUGGCAUUAAUUUACAAAAACUAGACGUAGAGACGAUUAAAAUAAAUAGAGCCACAAAUCUACGGACAGUUAAGAACUUUAAGGACUUCGUUAUAAUUGCCAAUAAUUGGACACAAAUUAUGGGCCGUAUUAAUGAAGUGGAUCUAAUGAGAGACGCCAUUCUUCUUCAUAGUAAUAACGGAGAACCUCAAGUAAUAAGCGGUAGGAAAGUCUUCGACCGUCUAAUCCUUAAUGAUAAUGCCAUAGUCAAUGGCUUGGUUAAUGGAUUCCCUCUCAAAGACAUCCAAAUGAAUACAUUUUUCAUAUCUAAUGAUCAGAGAAUAACAGGCCAUAAGAUAUUCCGGGGAUUACUUGAGUUGUCGUCUCCUUAUAAUAGCGUCAGAUUUCUGAAUGGGUUGAGAUUUCCCGAAGACUUCAUUACAUUAAAUGGGAAUCAAAAUGUGUCGGCACUCUUGACAUUUACUAACCCCUUAAUUAUCAGCAGAAAUCUAUUUGUCCGGGGUGAUGUAAGCAAUACCAAUCUGACACAGUUGGCCACACAGUCGCUUCUUAGAGAUCGACCUCAAGUGUUGUCCCAACCCAUGACUUUCGAGUCCAUUGUUUUCAGACGGGAUGUGAAUGUGGACCAACACGUCGAUAACGUGGACCUCAGUUCUCUCUCCAAUAAAGUAAAGCAGUUUACAAGUGUCGCCAACAUUACGAAGGAUUUACUGGUCGUUAAGGGUAAUCGACAUCAUUAUGUCUCUGACUAUCUCUUCAGUUCGUUAGAGAAAUCGCUUUUUGAAAUCGAUUUUUUCAAUUUAUAUCAAAAUCUCGAUGAGAUUCACGGAAAUCGUAUCCAAGUGUUUGAUAACAAUGUUUUCACUAUAAGUGAGACAAUCGGAAGUCCACCAAAAAGUUUUGCCAUUAAAUACAAUACACAUUCAGAACUAUUUGAGACAUCACUCGUGAAUCCAAAUAACAAUGUGUUUCACAAAACAUUUAUUUUAAACGGAGAGGAGUUUGUUACUCACUGGAGUCCCCACUCAUACAACUACUCGGCCCACAUCACCAGAUCGGGUCAAUUAGUGGCACCGAUCGGUCACUUCAUUAGUUCCGUCGAAGUCCUGAAGAUUAAUCCGACAAAUGCCGUAUUGGUGUCAUACCAGGCAAAUACAGGCAAACUAUUGGUACACUCACUGGAAAUGGUUGCAAACAAACCCAGGUUUACUCAAAUCACUGAAGCUUUAGUGGGAACUGAUACUUCCAAAGUGGUGGCAUUUUUGCGACAAAAUCAAAUUUACGUAGUGGUGGCCAAACACUAUGGGCUGAAUUGUGUGACCGAUAGCUCCGGAACUCUAGUACUAGUGCUCAGAAAUUUCCGAUCACUCGAAUUGAUUCAAACAAUUCCUAUCGUAAGUGUUGAAGAUAUGGUUCACUUUGAGGACUACGGCCGACACUAUUUAGCCAUAAGUGACGGAUCAUCCGCUAAGCAACCAAUUCAUGACCAAACCAUUCAUAUCUACAGAAGUGAAUUCUUUCAACACAAAUGCAGCUUUUCUUUGUUCCAAACGCUAUCAUUUGAUAACGCCAUCCAAUUGGGUGAAUCGGGUUUCAGUCAAAACUGGUUGCUGGACACGAAGAGUGCCACCGCUGUCCUCCCCGUUAUGGCCGCCAAUAAACUCUUCUUAAUUGUCAGUCAAAGUUACAAAUGUCACGAAUCUAUGAUUUUUAGGGCCGAAACACGAGGCAUAGAGUUGGCGCCUAUUGUUUUCCACACCAAAUACAAUUAA
Oppiella nova is the source of this 5097-nucleotide messenger RNA. The record is from the annotation of a GenBank genome assembly. Lineage: Eukaryota; Metazoa; Arthropoda; Arachnida; Sarcoptiformes; Oppiidae.